AUGACAACAUCAUGGCUAAAUAUAUGGAAUCCAGUACUUAUCAAUCGGAGCAAUAGGCCAAUUUUACAAGAAAAUGAAUACAAUAUUUAUAUCAGAGACAAUGUUGGGCUAUAUCAAGGCCGACAAAAGAUUAUCAAUCAUCAAAACGGAAGAGUUUACUUGACUAACAAAAGAUUGAUUUAUUUUGAUAAUAAUGAUAGCUCCAGGAGCAUUGCUGUUGAACUAAAAUUGUUCAAGAAUGCUGAACUAGUUGCGGGAUAUUUCCGAAGAUCACCAAAAGUCACUCUAUAUAUUAAAACCGAAAAUUCGGAUACUACAAAUAUCGGUGGCAAUGACAGUGGUUCCAAUACUAAAAAUAUUGCAAUUGAUUGGGUUUGUAAAAUAUGUUCAUUUAAUAAUCACCUAGCGGCUGACUAUAAACUUAAUGAAAACGAACUACCCAAAUGUACUUCAUGUGGUAUACGACCUAGUAAGUCAUAUCUUAUGCAAAUAUUAGACUCAGCACAAAAUAAUAUCCCAAUUAGAGAGGACUCACCGGCUUCAAUGACUCCAGAACCUGAAUCUGUUUCUCCAAACAAUGACAAUCAAUGUCCGAAAUGUACGUUCAUUAACCAUCCUGCUUUGAGGUAUUGCGAAAUAUGUGGGACAGAAUUAAAAUCAUCAAAUAAUAAUAAUAACAACAACAAUACCAAGCUAUUUAAAGUUACUCAAAGUUUAAGCAAUGUGUCUAUAAAUAGUAAUCCACUGAACUUGAAAUUGGAAACUGGGGAAGAACUGUAUACCAAUAAUCAACCAUAUAUCAAAUUGAGUUUCCGUAAAGGCGGGGAAUCCAAAUUUUAUCAAGAAGUUUGUAAAGUUUUGGAUGAUAUCAAAUGGCAAAUUCUAGAGGAAAAGGGAGGUAUAAAUAAAAAUGCCGUUAAAUUGGUUGAUAAUUCGAGCACAGUCAAUAAUAAUAAUACUGCAAGUGGUGGUGGCGGUGGUGGUAUUCAUGCAUUGGAGAGACUUGGUGAGUUACAACGAAAACAAAAUGAAAUGAUAUUAACCACUUCUUUGGAUGAUUUGGAACAAUUGAUGUUCAAGUAUCAAGAUUUAAUCAAAUUAUCAACAUCUUUUAAUAAGUUAAUUAAACAACCACCAUCGACAACAUCAGGGGUGGUAAUUCCUGCAUUGAGUAUUAAAAAAUCGUCGCCAUUAUAUCAUCAAGAAUUGAGUAGACACAUUAGUGAAUUUUCAAUAAAUUUCAAAUUGACACAAAAGACGUCAAUGAUAUCAUCUCAAGAUUUAUUUGCUGAGUAUAAUCGGUUUCUUAUUAGAAACCAAGGAUUUGGUAGUGAAUUAGUAAAUUGUGAUGAUUUCAAGUGUGCCAUUGAAUUGUUUGAAAAAUUAAAUUUGCCAGUAGUGGUUAAACAAUACGUGAAUUCAGACAUUUAUGUAAUUCGUCCUAAAGUCAAUGCAAAUAUAUAUGGGGAACACAUUGUCCAGUAUUUGAAAGAUCAAGAACAUGAAUAUAAAUUAAUGACUUUACAACGAGAAAUCAUUUCUGGUGAUUAUGAAAAUAUUAAUAAUGAUUUGUAUAAUGCGGUAAACUAUGGGAAAACUGUAUCGGAAAUAUCCAAUAAAUUUAACUGGUCGUAUAACAUUACUAUUGAGGAAUUGGAAAAGUGUGUUGAAGAGGGACUGGUAGUUAUAGAUCAUCAUAUUUCUGGGACAUUCUAUUAUGUAAAUAAAUUCUCAUUUUCGGAGACUGAAUGGGAUGAUACAAAAGAGAUACAAGAAAUGAGGGAAUUGUUGAUUAAGGAACAACAGGAGAUAACAAUAAGUUUGAGGAAUGAAUACGAUAAACAAAAUAUGGAUAAUUUGGUUAAUAUAGAUCCUGAUUAUAGUUUCUUUGGUGCUGGUAAUAACGACAAGGAGGAUGAUUUGGAAAGUACAGUAACUACUAGUGUUUCUCAAAGUCAAACACAAUCUUUUAAUGAUUUGAUUGGUUUACAGUUUUAA
Messenger RNA from Candida albicans SC5314, 1998 nucleotides. RefSeq names its product ESCRT-II subunit protein (gene VPS36). Gene Ontology annotation, molecular function: ubiquitin binding; phosphatidylinositol-3-phosphate binding. Gene Ontology annotation, cellular component: late endosome membrane; ESCRT II complex. The transcript has a single exon. Lineage: Eukaryota; Fungi; Ascomycota; Pichiomycetes; Serinales; Debaryomycetaceae. The record is from RefSeq and is a predicted model, not a curated record. Gene Ontology annotation, biological process: protein transport to vacuole involved in ubiquitin-dependent protein catabolic process via the multivesicular body sorting pathway. The coding region runs from base 1 to 1998 and encodes 665 amino acids.